AAGGCCGUACCCCAUUUUUCUGCAUUCCAUCCUCAUUCCAUUGCAUUGCAUGCACUACCACCACCUAGUACUUGACUAGUGUCGUGUAAGAACACAUAUCAAAAGAUAAGAGAGAAAUUAAUAUGGGUAGUGAGCAAAACUUGUGUGCUAGCAUGAGUGUAGUUUUCAACAAAAUGAAGCCUUAUUUGGCUAUGAUCUCCCUCCAAUUUGGGUAUGCCGGCAUGUACAUUGUCACCCUUGUUUCUUUCAAACAUGGGUUCAGCCACUGGAUCUUCGUUGUCUACCGUCAUGCAAUUGCUACGUUGGUUUUCGCCCCUUUUGCAUACUUUUUAGAGAAGAAAAUAAGGCCUCAGAUGACAAAAUCAGUAUUCUUCAAGAUCAUGGUGCUUGCUUUCUUGGAGCCGGUGCUGGAUCAGAAUUUGUACGGCGUGGGAAUCCAGUAUACAUCUGCGACUUUUGCAGCCGUCAGUCUUAACGUUCUCCCCGCCGUAACCUUCAUAAUGGCCGUCAUUUUCAGGUUGGAGAAGGUGAAUCUGAAAAAGGUGCACAGUUUAGCUAAGGUGAUCGGUACAGUAAUAACAGUUGCCGGAGCAAUGACCAUGACACUGUACAAAGGCCCGGCCGUGAAUAUCUUGUGGUACACUCACGGCAGCAGCCACCAAGACGCCGCCAGCAGUUCCGCCGGCCAGCACUGGGUCGCCGGCACAGUUAUGUUGCUCUUGUCUAUUGUGGGCUGGGCUGCCUUCUUUAUCUUGCAAAACAAGACAUUGAACGAGUACCCUGCGCCGCUGUCCUUGACUGCUUUAGUGUGUCUGAUGGGAACGGUGGAAGGUGGAGUGGUGGCUGCAAUAAUGGAGCACCGUAAGAGUGCUUGGGCUAUUGGUUUCGAUUCAAGACUUCUAGCUGCUGCCUAUUCUGGCAUUAUUUGCUCAGGACUUGCAUAUUACAUGCAAAGUGUUGUGAACAAGGUACGAGGUCCGGUGUUUGUGACAGCAUUCAGUCCUCUCACAAUGAUCAUCACAGCUGUGUUGGGAGCCAUAAUUUUGUCCGAGCAGGUUCAUCUUGGAAGUUUAAUUGGAGCACUGAUCAUAGUAUUUGGGCUAUACUCUGUGGUGUGGGGCAAAAGCAAAGAGAAUUCAGCUGCAAACAAACUGGCAUACGACGAGGAGAGAGCACAGGAGUUGCCUGUAACGGACAAGGAUAUGCAGGGCGUUGGUGAUGCAGAUAUAAUUGAAACUAUUGUGAAAUCAAAGAGUCAUCAGAAGAAGAAUUCCCCACAGGAAGGCGCAUGAAGAAGCAUUAAUUUACCCACUCUCCCACCCCCACCCCUACCCCUACCCCUACCCCUUCCCCCUCUUAUCUUUUGUGUCACAUGUAACAUCUGUUGCAAGAAAUGUUUGUUCAUCCUCUAAUGUUCGUGCAAUGUAUGGAAUGAGAAUCCAAUACUUGUUUUUGUGCUUCUUGUAA
Messenger RNA from Sesamum indicum (sesame), 1467 nucleotides. RefSeq names its product WAT1-related protein At1g44800. NCBI's taxonomy places the organism in Eukaryota, Viridiplantae, Streptophyta, Magnoliopsida, Lamiales, Pedaliaceae. Gene Ontology annotation, cellular component: membrane. The record is from RefSeq and is a predicted model, not a curated record. Gene Ontology annotation, molecular function: transmembrane transporter activity.